Molecule: messenger RNA, 537 nt
Organism: Cryphonectria parasitica EP155
Lineage: Eukaryota; Fungi; Ascomycota; Sordariomycetes; Diaporthales; Cryphonectriaceae
Exons: 2
Source: RefSeq, a predicted model, not a curated record
CCUUCUCACCUCCCCAGCCGCACGUUCAAGCGCCUUCGAAACGGCCGUCCAACGGAUCAAGAAGUCCACCAGAAUACUCUCCAGAUCCUCUACCAGGCCCAGCAGCAGCAGCAGCAGCAGCAGCCACAUCACGUCUUCUCCCCCCCUUCUACGACCGUACCCAUACCCUCUAUGCCCUCUACGCCGACCUCCCAGUCGUCGCCAGCUCAGAAACAGCCAUCGCUUCACAGUUUCUGGCGGAUCUCUACUCCACAGCCGUCCCAGUCUCCAUCACCUUGCUGCGCUCCGUCCACCGCCUCGUGUCCGUCGGUAGACGCAGCCGCCCGCCCGAUGGCCUGCGAAGACUGUGGGGUGGGCCUGGGCGAGGAGGAUCCCAUGAUGGACGAUGGCUACGGUUUCGAGACAUACAUCAACACCUGCAGUGCGUGCUCGAGGGCUGUGUGCUUCUCCUGUUCCGUCAGUAACCUGGGCGAGCAGCGGCGCUGUCUGUUGUGUGCAGGCAGGGAGGGUGUGGCUACGCAGAAGAACAAGAAGUGG